Molecule: messenger RNA, 2610 nt
Organism: Elephantulus edwardii (Cape elephant shrew)
Lineage: Eukaryota; Metazoa; Chordata; Mammalia; Macroscelidea; Macroscelididae
Gene: SIX5
Product: SIX homeobox 5
Exons: 3
Coding region: 382-2610 (742 amino acids)
Biological process (GO): regulation of transcription by RNA polymerase II
Cellular component (GO): nucleus; transcription regulator complex
Molecular function (GO): RNA polymerase II cis-regulatory region sequence-specific DNA binding; DNA-binding transcription factor activity, RNA polymerase II-specific
Source: RefSeq, a predicted model, not a curated record
GAGACAGAGGCGUGCAGGAGCUUAGUCUUGGGGCAGAGGUGGUUUUGCACCCUUAGCCGUCUCAGACAGCCUGUCACCCCCUCCGUUGUCCCGAUGGGGAAAUUGAGGCCCUGAGCCAGAGGCACACGCGGGGGCAGGCAAAAAAGCGCGGCCAAAGACAGAGGGCAAACAAAGAGAACCACGGACUAUCGGGGAGGGGGACACACUCAGACGCAGGGACAGAGACCCAAGCGGGAGAGUGGCGCCAGGCACAGGGCGGGGGCGCAGGGAUCGCGGCGGGAGAAGAUCGGGAAGCGCGAAGGGGGGCUGGAAGGGGGAGGGGGCCGGGGGAAGCCCGAGGGAGGAGGAGAAGGAGGGAGGAACUUCCCAAAGUUACAAAACAUGGCUACCUUGCCUGCGGAGCCAAGCGCGGGGCCAGCGGCCGGGGGGGAGGCGGCAGUGGCCGCGGCAACCGAGGAGGAGGAGGAGGAAGCGCGCCAGCUUUUGCAGACUUUGCAGGCGGCCGAGGGUGAGGCGGCGGCGGCGGCCGGGGCCGGGGCGGGCGACGCGGCGGCGGGAGCGGAGGGCCCGGGAUCCCCGGGCGUCCCUGAGUCGCCCUCCGAGGCCGCUGCCGAGCCGUCCACGGGCCUCCGCUUCUCGCCCGAGCAGGUGGCGUGCGUGUGCGAGGCGCUGCUCCAGGCGGGCCACGCUGGCCGCUUGAGCCGCUUCCUGGGCGCGCUGCCCCCGGCCGAGCGCCUACGUGGCAGCGAUCCGGUGCUGCGCGCGCGGGCCCUGGUGGCCUUCCAGCGGGGCGAGUACGCCGAGCUCUACCGGCUGCUCGAGAGCCGCCCCUUCCCCGCCGCCCACCACGCCUUCCUGCAAGACCUUUACCUGCGCGCGCGCUACCACGAGGCCGAGCGGGCCCGCGGACGAGCGCUGGGCGCCGUGGACAAGUAUCGGCUGCGCAAGAAGUUCCCGCUGCCCAAGACCAUCUGGGACGGCGAGGAGACCGUGUACUGCUUCAAGGAGCGCUCCCGCGCCGCGCUCAAGGCCUGCUACCGCGGCAACCGCUACCCCACGCCCGACGAGAAGCGCCGCCUGGCCACCCUCACCGGCCUCUCGCUCACGCAGGUCAGCAAUUGGUUCAAGAACCGGCGACAGCGCGACCGGACAGGGGGCGGCGGCGCGCCCUGCAAGAGCGAAUCUGAUGGGAACCCCACAACCGAAGAUGAGUCCAGCCGGAGUCCUGAGGACCUGGAGAGGGGAGUGGCCCCCAUGGCUGCCGAGACCCCCACCCAGGGCUCCAUCUUCCUGGCGGGGGCCACCCCUCCCGCGCCCUGCCCCGCCUCCUCCUCCAUCCUGGUGAAUGGGAGCUUCCUGACUGCUGGCAGUCCGCCUGCAGUGCUCCUGAAUGGCAGCCCCCUCAUCAUCAACAGCCUGGCCCUGGGAGAGGCCUCCAGCCUGGGCCCCCUGCUACUCACGGGGGGUGGGGCUCCCCCUCCACCGCAGCCCAGUCCCCAGGGGCCCAGUGAAACCAAGACCUCCCUGGUGAUGGACCCCCAGACCGGCGAGGUGCGUCUAGAGGAGGCUCAGCCGGAGGCCCCUGAGACCAAGGGCACCCAGGUGGCAGCUCCAGGGGGAGAGGAGACCCCCGGGCCCCUGCCCCAGGUAGUGCCGGGCCCCCCGCCAGCAACCACCUUUCCCGUGCCACCAGGACCAGUGCCCACGGUGGCUGCCCCACAGGUGGUGCCACUGUCCCCGCCACCUGGGUACCCCGCAGGCCUGGGCCCCACAUCUCCGCUGCUGAACCUGCCCCAGGUGGUGCCCACCUCACAGGUGGUGACCCUACCCCAGGCUGUGGGGCCACUGCAGCUGCUGGCAGCGGGGCCAGGCAGCCCGGUGAAGGUGGCCACCACAGCAGGCCCUGCCAACGUGCACCUGAUAAACUCCGGGGUGGGUGUCACCACCCUGCAGCUGCCCUCGGCCACGGCCCCAGGAAACUUCCUCCUGGCGAAUCCUGUGUCCGGCAGCCCGAUUGUGACGGGCGUGGCCGUGCAGCAGGGCAAGAUCAUCCUCACGGCCACCUUCCCCACCAGCAUGCUGGUGUCCCAGGUCCUGCCGCCCGGCCCAGGCCUGGCUCUGCCCCUCAAGCCAGACUCCACGCUCUUGGGGCCUGAAGGCGCCCUCCCGGUGGCGCCCAGCCCCGCGCUCCCAGAGCCCCACGCCCUGGGCACCCUUUCUGUGCAGACCCCACAGCCACAAGCCCCUGCUGUCACCCCCACCACCGCCACGACCCCUGCCACCGUGGGGCUCCCCUUCUCCCCUGACUCUGCUGGCCUCCUGCCCAGCUUCCCGGCACCCCCGCCGGAGGGGCUGAUGCUAUCACCGGCUACAGCCACCGUGCCAGUGUGGCCGGCAGGGCUGGAACUGAGCGCAGGGACAGAGGGGCUGCUUGAUGUGGAGAAGGGGCUGGCGACACAGGCCCCUCACCCCGUGCUGAGGCUGCCAGACCCCGAGGGGCUGCUCCUGGGGGCUGCAGCCACUGCUGAGGUGGAUGAGGGGCUGGAGGCCGAGGCCAAGGUCCUGACUCAGCUGCAGUCCGUGCCCGUGGAAGAGCCCCUGGAACUGUGA